Messenger RNA from Chanos chanos (milkfish), 9581 nucleotides. RefSeq names its product A-kinase anchoring protein 13 (gene akap13a). Gene Ontology annotation, biological process: positive regulation of canonical NF-kappaB signal transduction; regulation of Rho protein signal transduction; adrenergic receptor signaling pathway. Gene Ontology annotation, molecular function: guanyl-nucleotide exchange factor activity; MAP kinase scaffold activity. The coding region runs from base 124 to 7287 and encodes 2387 amino acids. Lineage: Eukaryota; Metazoa; Chordata; Actinopteri; Gonorynchiformes; Chanidae. The transcript has 37 exons. Gene Ontology annotation, cellular component: actin cytoskeleton; membrane. The record is from RefSeq and is a predicted model, not a curated record.
AGAGUGAGAUGGCUGAACAUGCUAUGCAGUGAGGCUCCAUGAAGCCACCUGUGUUCUGGAACUUUUUCAUGAAAGCAUAAUGGUAUAAGGUCAUCAGGGCACUCUGAAGGAGAGCUGGGUGUCAUGAAACUGAAUCCACGUCAAGCUCCGUUAUAUGGGAAGUGUGUCCUUACUAUUCAUCUGUGUGAUGAAGAGCUCUGUGAAGCAGAAGAGGAUGCAGGGUUUCUUCUGUUGUUUACUGGCUCCACUCAGAGACAUCUCACCAGCACCCAGAGGAUCAGCCAUGACACCCUGCAGGCUGUCUGUCCAGCCCAUAACUGCUGUGAGUCAGUUGUGGUCGCGCUGUGCUCAACUGUGGCGGAUGGGUCUACACGUCAGGUGGCCACAGACAGGCUGCAGUUUGUGCAAGACCUGGCAUUUGACAUGGCCCAGUUCUUGGUGAGUGCAGUGGGCUGUGAGGAUGGUCUGGAGGGAGCCAUGAUGUUGGAUGAGUGUCAGAUACCUCUGCAGGAGUGUGAGCGACUGGACCAAAGCCUAGCGCUGGCCCUCAGACACAUAACACUCCCUGAAGGUUGGAGUCUACUGGGAAACAGAGAAGAAAGUACAGAGUUUGUGCCUCAGGAGACACUCCUGCAUUUUGCUGCCCGGCGUGGACUCCACAAAGUGGCCAGCUUCCUCAUACAGCUGCCCGGAGGACGAGAGGCCCUUUUCUUACCCAACAAACAGGGGUUAACUGCAGUCAGCAUCGCCCAGAGCCGAGGACACUCCUCCUUCUUGGAGCUUCUUUCUCAGGAGGAGACAAGUACACCAUGCAGAACUACAACAUUAAGAAAGAUGUCCUCAGGUGCUCGCAUGGUGCAGUAUCACCCCUCUCUGGACACCUAUACCCUCUCUGUGGGCACAGAACCCAGUGACCAACAGCCCUGUCUGGAGCAAGAUGUCCAGGACCUGCACCAUCUGAUACUCUCACACUCUCAGCAUAAGGGAGGAGCUGUUUUUCAGCAGCAGUCAGAGUCACAACACACUGCCCAAGAAUGUGGUGACAGCUUGGAGACAAGGAAGGCCUGUUUUGAACAGCCGCAACAAAACUCUCUCAAUACUAAAGAGCAAGAGUUCACUACUUUUUGUGCCGAAGGAAAAUCAAGAGAGAGCAGCGACUGGCUAAGUCUAAGUGAAAACAGGGAGAGUAACACUGGUUGCACUUUCAGCUCUGAAACUUCGGACUCUUCUGUGGACAAUGGCGAGGUCCGGGUGUGCCCUUGUCAAAACACUGUGGGAGAUUGUGAAGUGCAAAAUCACAGCACAGCUGCUUGCGUAGUGAGCCCCAGGGAGGAGCAAGAUAACGGUGAGAUUGUCAAGAGCAAGUUCGAGGGUGAGAGUCCAGCCUGCAAAACCCCAUCCUGUAAAAGAGAAGAGGAGGAAACUUCCAGAACUCAGGACUUUGUUUGUCUAGAACCAGGGAGUGCAGAGAGGCAGCAGGAGGAGGAUUUCUCUGCUCAGGGAGAAGGUAGCAAUCAGUCUGAGGAAAAAAAAUUAUCUACCCAUAACCACAAAGCAGCAGCAGCAGCAACAACAGCACAUAUGGGUCUCACUCAGUCGUUAGAAACCUCUGAAACCUCCGAAACCUCCGAGACGUCUGGCGUGGAAUCUACGGAAUGUUCUGAGGAUGACCAAAGUGAAAGUGAAGUUGAAGAGAGAUACCUGUCUCUACUGCAAUAUGAUAUAUCAAAGGAGGAAAACAAGAAACUUCUUGACACAGGUUCAGCCAUAUUGGUUCCACCUGGUUCCCAGUGUGAGGAAAGUGGGCAGAAAUCACAAGAGACUGAAUGGAAACCUGUUCAUUUAAGCAAACCUGAAUUGGAAAGCCCAGUAAACAGGAUUGAAAAAUGUCUGGAGUGCAGUGUAGAGGAAAAUGAAGAGAGAGGGUCAAAUGCAGAUCAGAACUUGGGACAAUGUGUCAAGACUGAUGUUUCUCAACCCUGUGAACAGACCUUUGACCUUGGACAGUUCCUUGAGGAUCAAACAGUGCAGAGAUCAGCAGACAGUUGCCACAACGAUGACUGUAUAAUUCAUAAGGAAUCAGAAGAUGAGGCUGACCAGAACUCAGAGACUGAUAAAGUCAUGAGGAUUUGUGACAUAGAAGCUGAACUCAGUGAUGCUACUGAUGCUGAAAUUUCGUCUCAGUUAGACCAAGGAGCAUGCGCUAACAUAGCGUGCCAGACUGAACAAAAAUCAGUUGAAUUACACGAGGAAUCAGUAUCCAUUCCAGAGCUAAGAAUUUCAGUAGAGGAAGUAAAGGAGAAAACGGAGAGUGAAAGUUCCAGUGAUGCCACCCCCCUCCCCCCUGGCACAGAGCCUGAAUCUUCUACCCCCUCAGGUGAGGACACGACAGAAGAUGAAGAGCCAGAGUUCAAGUCCUCAGCCAAGGUCCUGGCAGACUCUGACAAUGAACCACUUCAGGAGCUCAGGGAACACCAGCAUGAGAAUGCAUUGGAAUGUGAGAGGUAUGAAAUAGUAGAGGGCAUAGAGGUUAAAGAACAGACUAUGAAAGCAAAAAUAGAGGAGAAUAGGGAUUCCUCUGUGCAGCAGGACUGUCCACUGAACCCAACAAUCAAAAUGACCUCAUGUGACAGAGAUAGUCGGCCUACACAGGGAGUGGAAAACAUCCUUUUCUCAGCGGAUUAUGUGAAUUCUAGGACUGACACAGCGCCUGAAAAUGCCAGUGAAUCUGGAUGCACGACAGUUUCUCAAAAUCCCGUAGGACAUCAUUCAAACAAGACCAAAGAAGACCUGUGCGAAACCAAAAUUGGUGAUGAUAGUCUUCCGGUAACAGAGGAGAAUUCUGUAGCCUCACUAAUUAACAACAAAAGCACAGGUGACUCCUCUCCUCCGUCAGAUGUAGCUGGACCAGCAGCUGAAAUGGACAGUCUAGUCUCUGUGGAAGAGGAGUGUGAGUUCAGUCCUAAUCUACUGGAGGGCUAUGCAGUUCCUGUGGAUUCAAACAUUUCUGUGACAGAGAAGCAGGACGAACUGUGCAGUGACACACAGGAGAAUUUUAGCACUACUCUUAUCCCUGUGGAAAGGCUUAACACUUGUUCAGUGACAGAUUCAGAGACAGAGGCAGAAGACCAGGUGGAGUGCAAUGUCAGUAUAGAAGAAGAGGUGUCCACGAUCCAUAAAGAGACGGAUGCUGUUGGUCUGAAUGGUCUGCAACCCUCCACUAAUAACAGCCUGCUGGAGAAGAGAUCAAUCUCUGAUUCCAUGGAUUGUCAUCAGUCUCCAGCUGAAUACCGACUAGGCAGAUCUGUCUCAGCCUCAAACCAAGACUCCAACAGUGACACAGAUGGCUUCCUCAGCACAGACGUCGGAGAUGACAGUGUCUUCAGAAAGGGGGAUGAGCCAAUAGCGGGGGACAGCACCAGUGAGGUGUCCGUGUCCUGCUCUUCGACAGAUGACACGACCAGUGUGGGCCAUCCCAGCUCUUCUGCAGACAGUUGUGUGGAAGGGCCCAGCUGGACUACUGAAGAGGUGAGGCAAGCAGGAAGUGCAGGAGGAGGUGAGGCUGAAGAGGAGGCCAAGGACCGUGUAACAGAUGUGUUGAUGCACUCUGCCGUCCUUCGCACUAGCGUCCGUUCUCUUUCACCCUCACGUCGCCACAGCUGGGGUCCCGGCAAGAACUCUGAACGAGAAACAGAGAUGAACCAGCGCAGUUGUUUACGAAAAAUUGGGGAAGAGCAGCCAACCAUUCAAAGACGGAGUUACAGUCUGGAGGGCCUGGUAUCUGAGACAGAAAAUGGAAAACGUUGGACUCCACGGGGAGACACCCCUCGGGAUCCCAGUGGGGUGCAGCACCAAACCAGUGAGGAAUGGGGAUCUUUAGUAUCCUUGACUGAAGAGGAGCUGGAGUCUGACCUCUGUAAUCAGAGCUGUCAGAAAACGAGGAGAUAUCAGCCACUGAAACAAAGCUGUCAAUCCAUGAACCUCACAAAAUCUGUUUCCAUGCUGUCCAUCAGCCAUAGGGACACUGAUGGCCUGAGUUCAUUCUCCAGCACAACAAGCUCCCUGGGACACAGUAUCACAGAGGAGGAGCCAGGGCCGUUGAGAGGUGAUUUUGAGGUGAAGAGUGUUACCAAAGUGAGCCGCACCUUCAGUUAUCUCAAGAGCAAGAUGUACAAAAAGGCCAGGGAGAAAGACAAAGAAAGGGGUCGUGAUAAAGACAAAGAGGCUAAGGAGAGGGACAAGAAGAGCAUAAAUGGACACCUUUUCAGUUCUGUUAACUCACCUCAUCCUGCUGUAUGCUAUCAGUGCAGCAAAACUCUCAACACUAAAGAGGCUGUCGUGUGCUCUGACUGCAGUAUGUACGUUCACAAGAGCUGUAGAGAAAAUGUUCCUGUUUGUGCCAAGAGUGAAAUUAAGACGUGGCAUAAGCAGCAGUAUGUUCUACCGGAAUCAGCGGCCAUGCCUUCUGUCACUCUGAGGGCAAAAUCUGCCAUGCUACGGGAGAGACCCAGGUCAGCAAUCUAUCCACCUGAUGAGCACUCAAUGGUUGCAGCACCCAGGAGACACACAAGCAUUAUGCCCUUUCAUACUAGCAACCUCUCCAAAAGCAUCUCUAUCAGCAACAUCGCAAUGCCCAUGUUAGAAGAUAUUCCUCUGAGGAGCCCAAAGCAUCUGUCCCACUCCACUGACUCUCUGCAGAAGUCCAACAAGGUCAAUGAGUCGACAGAGUCACUGAUAGAUGAAGGAACUGAGUUACUUGACAGCCAGCUGAUGGGAGAAUUCGAGGCUGAUGCCAAAGAUCUGGAGGCUGAUUCCUGGAGUUUUACUAUGGAUCAGAAAUACCUGAAGCAACUGACAAAAGAUGAUAUUCAAAGACAAGAUAUCAUUUAUGAGGUGAUCCAGACUGAGAUGCACCAUGUCCGUACUUUGAAGAUCAUGGCAGAUGUCUACAGUAAGGGCAUGCUGAAAGAGGUGCAUUUGGAGGCCCAAACGGUGGAACGCAUUUUCCCUGCCUUGGAUGAUCUUCUGGAGCUGCACACACACUUCUUAAUCUGCCUCCUAGAGAGAAAGAAAGAAGCCAAGCAGGAAGGAGUGGACACUGGCUUUGUCAUUCCUAAGAUUGGAGAUAUCCUCAUAAACCAGUUCUCUGGGUCCAAUGCUGAGAGCAUGAAGAAAGUGUAUGGCAAAUUUUGUAGUCGUCACAACGAAGCAGUUAACCUCUAUAAAGAGCUGCAUGCCCGGGACAAACGCUUCCAGUCCUUUAUCAGGAAAAAGAUGAGUAGCAGCAUUGUCCGGAGGUUGGGUGUUCCUGAAUGUAUAUUACUGGUGACUCAGCGGAUUACAAAAUACCCAGUGCUUCUGCAAAGGAUCCUCCAGCACACCAGAGAGAAUGAGGAGGAUUAUGAGGAGCUGACUAAGGCCUUGCAGCUGGUGAAAGAAGUCAUCGCUGUGGUGGAUGAUAAGGUGAACGAACAUGAGAAAAAAAGACGGCUGAAGGAGAUCUACAACCGCACAGACAGCAGGUCCAUCACGCGCAUGAAGAAUGGCCAGAUGUUUGCACGAGAGGACUUGUUGCGUGGCAAGAAACUGCUGCAUGAUGGCUCACUGCAGCUGAAAAAUGCUGCCGGCAGACUAAAGGAUGUCCAAGGGCUGCUGCUCUCUGAUGUGUUUGUGUUCCUUCAAGAGAAAGACCAGAAAUAUGUGUUUGCCUCCCUGGACCAGCGUGCCACUGUCAUUUCCCUUCAGAAGCUCAUUGUGCGUGAGGUGGCCAACGAGGAGCGAGGUCUGUUCCUCAUCACAGCAGGGAUUGAGAAGCCAGAGAUGGUGGAGGUGUACGCCAGCUCCAAAGAGGAGCGCAACACCUGGAUGCAGCUAAUUCAGGAUGCCAUGCACUCAAUAGGGAAGGAUGAUGAUGAAGGGAUCCCCAGUGAGACAGAGGAUGACAAGAGGCUGCUGGAGACCAAAGCCAAGGAGAUGAGAGAUAUGCUUCAGAGAAAGGACGACCAGAUCGUAGCUCUGCUACAAGAGAAGAUGAAACUCUUUCGUGAUAUGUGUGACUUUAGCACUCCUGAAGACAACAGUUCUCCCAUCAAGAUGCUUUUUAGGGCCGGCAAUGAUAAAGUGCCCAAAGGAGAACCUAUCAUGAAAGAGGCUCUAAAAGAGGUGGAGAUGUUGCAGACGCUGGUUAAUGGCAGUCUGGGAGGAGCUGUAGGCCAGCAGGUGGUUAGUGCUCAGGAAAGUGUGGGCUAUGUGGGGCCAGUGUGUCUGCCACGCAGGGCUGAGACAUUUGGAGGCUUCGACAGUCACCAGAUGAACAUUUCCAAAAACGGAGAGAAAGAGGAGGGGGAAGACACAGGCGAUCUGAGGAGGACAGAAUCAGACAGUGUCCUGAAGAAGGGGGGAAAUGCCAACCUGCUGCUGCUGUUCAAGAGGAACAGUGAGCAGGUCCUACACAGUGUCACAAACCUUCAUAACCUCCUGACUUCACUACAGGCAGUGGUGGUGCAGCAAGACACUUUCAUUGAAGACCAGCGGCAGGCUCUGAAUGAGCGGCCAGCAUCUCGGUCCAGACCCAGCUCUCUAAUUGAGCAGGAGAAACAGCGGAGCCUGGAGCGCCACAGACAGGAGUUGGCCUCUCUGCAGCGCCAGCAGGCUGCACACGCUGAGGAGAAGAAACGAAGGGAGCGUGAGUGGGAUGCACGGGAGCAACAGUUGACUGACAGGGAGGUGUUGCUCCACGUGCAGGAGGAGGAGAUGCUGCGUAAGCGCAAAGAGCUGGAUUUUGCACAGAAGGAGCUGCAAGGUCGAAAAGAAGACUACCAGAAAGAUCUGGAGAGGCUGAGGGAUGCCCAAAGAAGACUGGACAGAGACAGGGAGCAGGUCCAGAGGGAACUGGAGAGGAUAGAGCAAAUGAGGCAAACGGAUCAGAAAAGGAUGAACAGAACACCCUCCAGCACGUCAGAGGACUCUCUGCAGAUGCUAAGCAGCAGUUCACUGGACAGAGAACCUGGUGAGAGUGAUCUUUCCAACGCAGACAGAAAGAAUUCACUGUCCAGGAUGGACUCCAAGCACAAGGUCAAGACCAUGAACCCUUUCACGUUCAGUCACAAAGCCCAGACUAGCGAAGCCCAAAACCAGCUUCCUAACAGGCUUUUACAGUUAGCCAAGACUAAGGAGAAAAAAGAAAAGAAGAAGAAGAAGAACAAGACACAGCAGUCUCAGGAAGCAGAGUCCCAUCUGCUGCCACUGACAGAACCUCCAACGGAUGGAGAAAUUUUCUUCUGCUGAGUUUCUCUGCUGACUGUCAGUCACCUCGCUCAUGCUGUUUUCACCAGCUGAAUGUAAAGUCAAGCAGACUGCCAGCCAAAGUGCCCUCAAAACCCUUAGCAUGCCAUGGACCCCCAAUGGAAGUCAAGUUCCUUUGGAACCUACUCCUUAUCCAUAAGUGAGGUUUAAAUACUAAACAUGCUGCAUUUUUGUGAUGCUUACUUACCGGAAAUACUUGUUCAUAGAGGAAGAGUAAAAGUAGCGUUAUUGUUAUUGUUGAAAGUACCGUUGUUGUUGUUUUUGACAUAUAUAUGUGGACAAAAUCAUUUCCAUCAACAUUAUGGUUUAUACAGCAGUAACAUAAAUCUGAACCCACAUGAGCUGCAGGAAAAUGCUUUUCUGUUGCAGGCCUACAGUGUGAAAACAGCACUAACUAGUGCUCAGUAUUUCUCCACUGUUCCCUUUUACAACUCAGCUGCUUAUGAAUUCAUUUAUAACUGAUCUGUUUUCCUACAAAGAUUCAUUGAACUGCUGAUGGCUGAUAGGCAAAUGUCAAAAUUAUUUUAGGAACGAACAAGGCUAAAAAUUAUACAUGGUAAUUUAACUUCUUUGAGAUGUGGUGAAUCCAGCUAGCUUUGACAUGUCCUGUUUUGACAUUUAAGCUAUUGUCUUAUGUCUUUCACUACUACUGGCAAAUGUCUUUCACUCAUUUAUUAUACAAUUUGAUUAUAUCUGGACCAGCAGUCAGAAUUGUUAAGUCUCAAGAGGACAUAAGGGAAACAAAGACAGGGGAAAAAAGGAAAAAAAAAAAAGAUUUUAAAGUAAGUUUAUAUAUUUCACUUUCAUGUAUAUAAUAUGGAUGACUCUCUAUUUUUCACCUCAAAGCAAUGCCAUGCUACAGAGCACUUUAAACAAAAGGUUUGUUGUCCUGAAAUGGCAAUCAGUUUACUCAUUUUUAAUCCAAAGAUCAUCUAUUUUGGAAAAAGAACAAACAAAAUUUUGGGUAACAGCUGCUUUAGAACUACCCUUCUAAUAUUUCACUGACUAGUUUAAGUUUCUGAACUUGGGGUACUUAUCAUUUCUUUAUCAAAAACUGCUGAAAAAUAUGUAAGUUCUUAAACUUGAUUACUUUUAGCAGAAGGGCUAAAACUGUAAAUAUUGAAUGAAUCCAUAGACCUCUGGAUUAUUUUAUAGUACCUGCAGGACAGGUAUGAUAUCUGCACAGAAAAGCCAAGAAUGCACAGUGUACUGUAAAACCUACAGAGGAUCAAUAUUAGGCUUUGUCUUUGUUUUGAAACUUUUUUUCACAUUAUCCUUAUUUAAUAUUUUUUUUUGUUCUCUACUCAGAUAGUGGCCGUUGACUCAGCCUUUGUAAAUGUGUGCCCAGUUGUUGUGAUUCAUGGUGAAAUUUGUGCUUGCUUUAAGAUGCAUAUUUCACCAGCGAUUGUUACAUUUUAUUUAUUCUCUCAUUCAGCAGAAUUUUUGCUUCAGUAGUACAAACCCUUAUAGUGUUUAAAUUCUGUGUUAAUUCUUUUCUUCAGGUAGUGCAGAUAUAUUGUAACAAUGUUCAUUCCCUAGAGGGCAGCAGAGAUUUUAAUAUUUUCCAUGCAACCCCAAGGUGUUGGUUUGGGUUCUGUAUUUCUUUCUUUUUUUUCACUGUAUUUGAACUUGAUUCAGAUAAUUGACAUCAGAGAGUAUAUGUAAAAAGAUAGAAAUAUAUAAUAUGUCAAUGCAUGCCACUAAGACAUUGCACUCCUGAUUCUUCAAACUGAGAAAAGGGAAUUACAUAUUGCUUACGUUUGAAACAAUUGAAAAUAAUUUCACUAUGGCCUUAUGAAAUUCAGGAUUUAUGAGCUGUCUGUAGUCCCACCAAACAUCUCACUCUCAGAGACAUACCUUUUUCAUCAGGAACAAGCAGGGAAAACUCAAUCAAGCAGUAUGCUGCUGAAUUGAUAUAUUUACUAAAAAUCAUUUUGGAAAGUGUUUCGCCUUAAACUAAUGGCAGAAUGCACUAGAACAUAACCCAGCAUCUUCUCAGGAGGAUGGAGGAAAAGUCUGAUUCCUCUGGUAUAAAUUCAAAAGAUUAUUGUACUAAAGGUACAUCUUUUGUUUUCUUGCUUGGUUGCAUUAAGAAAGUCAUAGUGUUUUAUGUAAAUAUUAUCGUGUAAAAAUUUAAAUGUAAAAGUAUGAAAUAUUAACUUGUUUAAAUUGUGAUCAAUUCCAAUAUUUUGUAAGAAUGCUUUAUUUAUCUUAAGUCCACUCAUGUGGAGGUAUAAAAUGUAAUGUUUUCAACACAAUAAAAAUUGUAAAAACAU